UAAGCUGCGACACAACUUCCGUGUUUGGAUGUGGACUCACUGGACUGAGGAGACGGCGGGAAAUUCGUGUUUUAGGCAACUAACAUACAAAACGUCACACCGUCAGCGAAUUUGGGUCCUGCGUGCCUGUCAUGGUGUAGAGUGGUCGGUGCAUGGGUGUCACUCUCUGAGUCCGCGCGCCAAUGGACCCGCUGGAUUUCCUGACGCGGGAGCAGCUGCUGCUCUUCUUCCGCCGUAAGAAGACGGAGAUGUCGUGCAUGGAUCAACCGCACACCUUCCUCACGCAGUUGCGGGACCACGACCUUGUGUCGGAGAAGCUCUAUAAGAGAGUGGUCAGGAUGAAGACGAAGGAGCAGAAGAAGAAGGGUGUGUAUGAGGUGCUGGACAGUCUGGAGACCGAUCAGCCGGAGUGUGUGGAGGCCUUCUGGCGCAGUGUGUUCACAGACCACAUCAUGCAGCUCUACCCCACUCUCAGACUGCUGAGGAACAGCCUCAUGGAUGGGUCGUUCUCAUUCAGUGAAAGUCAUCUGGAGGCGGACGGUACGAGCAAGAGGAAGGAUGCAGAGGGAGAUGAUGAAGACCUGAAGGAGAGGAAGGUGAUGAAGAGGAAGAGACAGAAAAGCAAAGGGAGCACGAGCGGAAGGGAGGAAGGAGAGGAGGAGGAGGAGGAAGAUCGAGCAGGGACUUCUCAAGUCAAAACCAGUAUGAGGAAGAGGAAGCUUCAGAAGCCUAUUUACGGCUCUCCUCUGACCAAGGGGGGUAAAGAGGACAUCUGGAACUGGCCCAUGUUUAAGACCCAGCUGCCCAUCACCUGUGGAGACAAAGAGGGGACUCUAGACAGAGACAAACUAGCCAAAGGAGUGAGGUGCAUUUUCCACGAGGACAGGUGGUACACACCUGGCGAGUUUGAGAAGGUGGGGGGCAAGGAGAGGAGCAAGAACUGGAAGACCAGCAUCCGCUGCAGACAUACACCUCUGCAGAAGCUGAUCCAGGAAGGUCACUUAACGUCUCCACCAGCUAAAAGGAGAUCAGCCGACAGAGGACAGGAUAGUAAACUGCUGCAUGCAAGUGCCAACACAGACACCACACAUGUGAAGAAGAAGAUGAGGAGAGCCCUGUUUCCCUCCAGCCCGGAGAGCUCCAUCAGAUUGUCUGACUCCAGUGAUGAGGAGAACAGCAGCGGCAGCCCAGCGGAGGACAGGAGCGAGGGAGACCAGAGAGAAGAGAGAGAAGAAGAAGGGGAUGAAGAGGGGGAAGAAGAGGUGGGGAUGGCGGAGGUGGACACAUCCCUGUUCGAAGGAAGCGCUCUGCCUGUCCAGUGUGGGCCUGUCACCGGAAGACUGCAGAAAGACCGCUUCGCCUCAGGAAGUACAGGAAAGUGCAUCCGUACAGAGGAGAGGUGGCUGACCCCUACAGAGUUCAUCAGGCUGAACCCUGACCUUUUGGAUGGGAUGUGGAAGAGAGACAUCACCUGUAGAGGCCAGCCUCUCAGCUACCUUUUACAGAGGAGGAUCCUGCAGGUGCAUUCCCUGCUGUGUAUGUGUCGAAUGUGCAGCCACACAGACUCAGACCUGGAAGACCAGACAAAUGAUGACCACUGCUUCAUCUGUGGAGAGCAAGGAGAGCUGCUGUGUUGUGAUGGCUGUCCCAGAUCCUUCCACAGAGACUGCCACAUACCCACUCCUCCACCAGGAGAUGACUGGCUGUGCACGUUGUGUGUGUGGAAGCAGAAUCAGGAAUGGCUUUAUCCUGAUCACGUGACCCAACGAGAGGUCCUCGACAGUGGGAUCUCUGACUAUAAGCUGCAAUGCCAGUACCUCCUGCUGUUAUUACUCAAUGCAGAUGAGCAGAGAAUCUUCACUAUGGACCCCUGCCCUAUGGUGUCAGACUACUCGUCAGUGAUCCCCAGGCCCAUGUGGCUGCAGAAGGUGAGGCAGAACCUGGAGAGUCGCUACCGUCUGGUGGGGGAGUUCGUCUCGGACGUGCGCCUCAUCUUCAGGAACUGUGCUGUCUUCAACAGGAACAAUCAAGAGUUUAAGGAAAUGGGAAUUAGACUCAGUACUUUGUUCGAAGAGGAGUUUCAAAGAACCUUCAUUACAACCAGUCAUCACGAUGAUUUGGGAACACAGCCGAACCCAGGUCCCUCCACUGUCUAGGAGCUGGGCUAGCAUGCAGUAGCCUGAAAGUUGUCGGUUUAAUUCCCGCCUUCCACCGUUGUGCCCUUGAGCAAGGCACUUAACCCCAAGUUGCUCCGUGGGACAAUGUAAUGACAAUGUAAUCUCUUGUAAUAUAGUUGACAUGUGUAAGUCACUUUGGACUAAAAGUGUCUGCUAAAGGUAAUGAAAUAUAUAUAUAUAUAUAUAUGAGAGAGAGAGAGAGAGAGAGAGAGAGAGAGUGAGUAUAGAAAGAGAAAGUAGAGAGAUACAGUAUAUAUAUACACAGUAUAUAUAUAUAUAGAGAGAGAGAGAGAGAGAGAGCUAACAGCAGUUUACUCAGGGAAGCGCACUAGAAAGUCCAAAGGAAGUCCUAGGAAUUCCAAAUUAGGAUUUUGUUUUCUCAUCUCUUCCAAUAAUUGCAGUCAGUGUCUAUAGAAGCACGUCUUUACCUUUGCACUGCCACAUUUUCUACAAGCUUUAUAUGACGACUAUCAUGUCUUAUCCAACAUGCCCAACAAUUCGGUCAGAGAAUGGGCAGAGUGAGAAAAACUAACACAGCUGUACAAGCAGCACACACCUGACCAUCAAACAUGCAUUAUGCGUGUGUCUUAACGAUUUCUACUAUUUAUAUAUGUCAGAAUUUUUUUUUUUUUUUUUUAAUGAAUUAAGGAAUUCUUAUGACCCCUUCCUUUUGGGGUGUAUGCACAAAAAGUUCCCAAAUUAAUUAUUAUUGGAAGUAUUGUAGAUAUACAGUUUGGGAUGUAUUGCCUUUUGCCUUGAUGCAAUAAGGGUACUAUGGUUUUUUUUAAAGCUUAUUUGUGGUUUGAAUUGACAAUUUUGAAUCUUUUUCUUUUUUUUAAGGAUUAAAAUGUUCAAACUGUUAAAUAGUCCACUGAAUGUCUACAGGACUGGAAACGUCUCUGUCUGUGGUUGAGGACAUUUUUUAAAACAUGUAAUACUGUACUGUCCUACUGUAGAUGUUUAGGCUAUAUGCACUAUUGAAUAAAACAUUACCUUUCCU
Sardina pilchardus (European sardine) is the source of this 3177-nucleotide messenger RNA. Its product is annotated as nuclear body protein SP140-like protein. NCBI's taxonomy places the organism in Eukaryota, Metazoa, Chordata, Actinopteri, Clupeiformes, Clupeidae. Bases 183 to 2156 code for a protein of 657 amino acids. The transcript is spliced from 17 exons. The record is from RefSeq and is a predicted model, not a curated record. Gene Ontology annotation, biological process: regulation of transcription by RNA polymerase II. Gene Ontology annotation, cellular component: nucleus. Gene Ontology annotation, molecular function: protein binding; DNA-binding transcription factor activity, RNA polymerase II-specific; DNA binding.